Molecule: messenger RNA, 3063 nt
Organism: Schistosoma rodhaini
Lineage: Eukaryota; Metazoa; Platyhelminthes; Trematoda; Strigeidida; Schistosomatidae
Source: the annotation of a GenBank genome assembly
AUGUCGAAAAACACAAGUCGGAGUAAGGCGGAAAAGGGGAAGAAUAUCAAUACAUCUUUAAUCGUUCAAGAUGUGAUCCCUGGGAAAGCUUCGGAAUCCGAAUGGAACGAAUUGAUUGAAGAUGAUUUGGCAGAAAAGACAUGUUAUGAUAUUGUCAAAGAUAUAGUUGAUGAAUCACUCAGUGCCAUAUACCAGAUAUACUUAAAUAAUCAGUUAAUACCAUUCACAGUUUAUCAAGCAUCUCUGUGCCUCAUGCAAUACAUUGACUUAGAAUUCAUGUCCUGCGAUCAAGGAGAGCCUAAUAUUAAUCUUAACCCAGAGUGGUUUGAAGAUGAACUUGCUGAAUCAAGUAGAAUAGAUUCAUGGGCUCAAGGAGCGAUUUCCAAGACUUAUUAUGCAAAGAUCUCAGACAGUGAAAAACCUCAAAAGAAUCAUCAAGUUUUACCAAAGCUUCAGACCAGUUUCAUCCAUAAAAAUGAAGAUGUUAGUGAAAAUAAAGCCAUUCGUAAGGAACAUACCACUGACAAGUUCCAUAGUGAAAAACCCCAUCAAAUAUCAAUUCAAAAGAAGAAGCCUAAAAAACUGAAAAACAAUUUAAACAAGGAUCACACCAUUAUGCCUAGUGAACAAAAAGAUUCCAUCCAUGAACUAACUAAACAGUUAAAAGAUUCUACAUUGAAAUCGUCUAUAGAGAAUGUAUCUAUGGAAAAGAAUAUGUUAGUUAAAAAUGACAAUAUCAGCAAAGAAGAUAAUUUAAAUAAAAGGAAAUCAAGGAAGCCACUCAUGAAACAACUGCCUGAAACUAUGUUACAAAACAAACGAAUAAAUGGAUCUGGAAAAUUAGUUUUUGACGAUGAAGGAAAUCUAAUAAGUGUACCCAAGUUAUAUCCAGUCAAUAAUAAUAAGCAAGAUGAAUCAUUCACUACUGAUUCACAUUCAAAUGGAACUGAUAAUAAUAUUUUAGGAAAUAAAAUUCCAAUUCAAUGGCGUUUUGUAUCAGAGUCAUAUUCUAACAGUACAACUAACAAUCAAUUUGGCAUACGAAUGAAUAGUAAAGUGAGAACAGCUAGAUCGUCCAUAUCGAAUUCUUCAAAUAAAAUGAGAACAAGAAAUCGUAGUUUAGAUUUAACGAAUACCACAAUUACACCUGAUGUAAUACGUUUACAAAAAAUUAAGAAUGCAUGUGUCAAUUUACCAAAUACCAUCGAUUUGGUUGAUUUAGUUGCUGGAGUAACAAUAUCUGAUGGAGAACAUUUAAAAAUUGGUCAGUUAAGGAAUGAACAGUUCACGUAUAUUUUGAAUACAAAUUGGAAUGAUCUUGAUGAAAUUCCACCAUUUAUCUUACAAGGGAAAUUACAUAAAUUGUGUUAUUCGAGUGUCUCUCAGUGUACAUCUCUUAGAUUCAAAAUAAGAAUAACUUUUAAUGAAACAAUCAAAAUGAAUGAAAUCUUCACAGCAUCUAUUGGUGAGACACAGACUAUCCAAAAAUCAAUCAACAACUUGGUAAAUACUAGAAACCAACAACACCAAAUCACUAUGAUAGAUGAGCAGUCACUGAAUUCUCUGCCUAUCGGAAUGAAUCUAUCCCAAGAAAUGCUAAAACUGGUCAUGGCUUUAUAUGCUCUGAAACUACCAAUUCAUUCGAUGCACAAAGAUAGUAAAGCUACUCAGACUGAAGAUCUAACAGAUACAUCACUUAUCUCAGGUUAUACUGGACUAUCAUCAAGAUGUGUGAGUAUUUCACAAAUGGCCGCCAGUAUAUUCAGUUCAGAUACAAAAAAUUCAAUGAAUGAUAGUCAACAAAAUAAAUCAUGUCCAUUUAUUCGAGUUGUAACGCAUAAAAAUGGUAUACUCGUUCAUUUAGGCCAACUGAUCAGUAUAUCUGAGGAUCAGAGAUCAUUUAUUAUGCGCAAUGUGAUUAGUUUCGAUCCGUUAAGAGUGAAUGAACGAAAAAUUUCAACAUUAAAACCAGCGGAAAUUCUUGCCCUCACUGAAUCCAAACUUCAAAGUCAACAUGGUAAAAGAGGAAAUUUAUUAUCUGAUUAUUUACAAAAUCAUAUGAUGUUUAAUGUUACAGAGAACUCAUCGUGCGAGAACAACAAGCAAGUGAAUGUAUCAGAGCAAAAACACGAGGCACUGCACGGUCCAUUACUUAUCACUCCCAGCGAUGUUUUUAUUCGUUUAAGCGAAGUACGUGAGUUAAGCAUUGUCCCAGUGAUUCGCUUUGACCACCCUAAGAAAAUGCGACAGACCAGCUUGAAGCGUGAAUUUAAAGGAGCAACUGAAGUCAAGCAAUAUGGCCUUAGUCAAGACAUCGUUAAUACAAGUAAAUUGUCAGAGAGUACAAACAAGGGGUCGGAUUCAUCAUUACAGUGUAAUGAGUCUACAGAUAUUGCCAACAGCUCGGAUAGUGUUGACCCAUGUAACAAUACUGGUCAAUUAUGUGCAGUGCUGACUGACGGCUUUUCUAAACAAACGGAAACUGACCAGAAAUGUGGCAAGAAGUCUUCAUUGAAGAAAGCAAACAACAAGAUGGAAGAGAAAGUUGAAAGAUUAGAAGAAGGAGGAGAAAAGUCAGACUCUUCGACGAAGCAUUUAAAAUUUUCCGAAAAUAGAUCUACCGCACAAAUAAAAUGCAACAACUGUAGGAAUUGUAACAACAGCCAAAGUGUCCAUCGAAAUCUACCACGACAAGUCCCGAUAGGACAGAAAGAAGUAGGUGAAGCAAAACCACUGUCUGUACACAAAACAAAAGGACGUAACAAGUCUGCAGAAGGUAGAAGGCGACGAGGACGACGUCUUCCGAACAAGCAAAGAUAUUCGGAGGGUGACGGGAAAACACAAUCUAAAUCUGUCAAUAUUUCCAGUUCAUCAUUCUUGAAAUGUCCAACAUCUACACCACAUUUAACAAAUGGUCGUUCUGAAACAUCAUCAAAAUGGUACGACGAUGGUAUUGUAUCGAUAACAAUUCAUCAGUCAUCAACAAAUUCAACUAUGAAUCAUUCACAUAGUUUAUUCAAAUCAAGACCGAGAUCCCCAGUGAAAAAUCGCAGCUUGAAAUGA